Messenger RNA from Asterias rubens (European starfish), 5547 nucleotides. RefSeq names its product serine/arginine repetitive matrix protein 1-like. Gene Ontology annotation, molecular function: RNA binding. Lineage: Eukaryota; Metazoa; Echinodermata; Asteroidea; Forcipulatida; Asteriidae. The transcript is spliced from 13 exons. Gene Ontology annotation, cellular component: spliceosomal complex. Gene Ontology annotation, biological process: regulation of mRNA splicing, via spliceosome; mRNA processing. The record is from RefSeq and is a predicted model, not a curated record. Bases 9 to 3329 code for a protein of 1106 amino acids.
UCGCAAGCAUGGCGGACGCCGGAUUCUUUCGGGGUACCAGUUACGACCAGGACAAUCGGUUUGCUAACAAGCAGAAGAAACUAAUGAAGAACAUGAAGUUUGCUGCUGUGCUAGAAAAGAAGGUGAGCACCAGUAAGAUCCAAAUGGACACGCUCAAACCAUGGAUCACAAAGAAAGUCACAGAGAUGUUGGGAAUCGAAGACGAUGUACUGAUAGAGUUCAUCUUCAAUCAGCUGGAGGAAGAGAAUCCCAACCCAAAGACAAUGCAGAUCAACCUGACCGGGUUUCUGAAUGCUAAGAAUGCCAUGAGAUUCAUGUCGGAACUUUGGGACCUUCUGACGAGUGCACAGGACAACAUUGCUGGCAUCCCAGCUGCCUUCUUGGAGCAGAAGAAAGAAGAGAUCAAGAAGAGACAGCUGGAGCAGGAACGCAUUCAAACAGGACUCAAGCAGCUGCAAGAAAAGGAGGAGAAAGACAAGAAGGAGUCGUCAAGGAGUCGCCAUGACAGCGAUAAGGACGACAACGGAGACAGGGAUCGGAAGGACCGGAGGAGCAGAGACAAGAAAGACGAUGGGAUGAAUGGAGGCGGAGACAGGGAAAGAUCUGGUUCCAAGACUCCUGAUAAAAAGAUUCAUGCUCGUCCUGGGAAGUGGGACUGGGAGCCUCACAAGUCGCCAGAGAAGAAGGAAGGUCGUGGGUCAAGAUCGCGUUCGAGUUCUCGCAGUGGAUCUGAAUCCCCAAAGACCAAACCUAAGACGGACGACAAGGAGAACGCCUCCCCAUCGGGCAAGGAUGAUGACAAACCUACCAUGGACAAGGCGGAAAAAACCAGUGACAAGGAUUCCGACGCUGAAGAUGUUAAGAAGGACGAGGAUGCAAAGAAGAAGAAGAGCCGUCGCCGAUACUCCUCUAGCUCGUCAUCGAGCAACAGCUCAAGGAGUCGUAGCCGUUCUAGGUCCAGGGAAAGGGAUAGACGAAGGAACAGGUCGCGUUCCAAAUCUGCUAAGAGAAAGAAGACCAGGCGCCGUUCGCGCACUCCUCGUAGGUCACGGUCACGCUCACCAAGACGACGACCCUCCCCAAGGCGUCGUUCUCCUCGCCGUCGAUCGAGGUCUCCUUUUAACCCGAGACGCAGAAGGAGUCCGUCACCACGGUAUCGUUCAAGAUCAUCCCCAAGACGAAGAUCACGGUCACCGAGACGUCGUUCUCCAUCACCGCGGAGAAGGCGGCCAUCACCACGGAGGCGUAGUCCCUCUCCAAGAAGGAGGAGUAGAUCUCCAAGGAGACGCAGCCCAUCUCCGAGGAGGCGCAUUGAGAGAAGGCGCUCGCCCAAGAGAAGCCCAUCUCCACGCAGACCUCGUACUCGACCACGGAGAGACUCCAGCAGCUCCAACUCUGAUUCCUCGGCCUCCUCUGGUUCCUCACGAGGCCCAUCUCCUUCUCCAACCAAGAAGAAAACCAAGACCAAGGAGAAAUCUAAAAGUCCUUCCCCUGUAAAGAAGCAGAAGUCUCCAGGGAAGUCUUCUGGUGAGGAGGAGAAAAGCGGAAGCAGCGACGACAGCGCUGGGUCAGAGUCCCCUCCUCCGUCUCACUUCAAAUCCAAGGAGAAGAAGAAAGAGAAGAGUGAGGAGACUAAGGAUCAGAAAGAUUCUGACGACAGUUCUCCUGAAAAGACCGAGGAAUCGAAACCUGUGGUGGUGAAGAAGUCUCGCUUUCCCCAACGCCACUACCGGCGUCAUUCAUCAACAGGAUCCUCUUCAUCGGACUCUGACAGUGGAAAGGAGACCACUAAGAUGUCGGGACGAAGGAGAAAUGCUCGUUCCAUUUCUCGAUCUCCAAAGAGACGUCGCCGCAGUAUCACCCCAAGGAGAAGGAGAUCACCUUCACCAUACAGACCUCCACCACGUCGACGUUUCCGCUCCCCCAGUCCAUACAGGCGUCGGAGAUCCCCAACACCUCCGAGACGUUAUCGCUCACCUCCAAGACGUCGCAGGACACCCUCCCCAAGACGACGCAGGUCUCCUUCGCCAGCUUACCGAAGACGAAGUCUUACCCCCGAGAGAAGACGUAGCCCUGUAAGAAGUAGAAGAACCCCAACCCCCAAGAAGAGAUCAUCAAGACGCCAAAGCUCAAGCCCUGCUGAGAGACGUAGACAAUCUGGUGAUAGAGGUAGAGAGUCCCGUGAGAAAGAUGAUACUCAAUCCAAGAAAAAGAAGAAGGAAGUUGUGGAGUCCCCACCACGCAGGGCAAAAGAAAAACGUCGCGUCCAAUCAGAUUCCAGUGAUAGUUCAUCUGACGAGGAUAGCCCAUCCCCUGAACAGUCGACCAAAAAGAAUAAGAGCCCAGUUGUGGACAGGCAAAAGAGAAGCCGCACACCAGAAAUAAGCAAGAGAAGCCUAGAGAAGCGCAACAGAAGUGCAACCCUAGACAAACGUCAACAGAGUCCAGCUCAUAGUAAACGCGAGAGAAGACGAAGUCCAAGCUCAGAAAGACGCAAAAGAAGUUCCUCCCCAGAGAAGCGAAGUCCCACUCCUGAGAAGCGGAGAAGCCUAACCACUGACAAACAAAGAAGCCCUUCCCCCGAAAAACGAAGAAAAAGAAGCCCUACACCUGAAAAGCGAAGAAGAAGCCCUUCCCCUGAAAAACGACGAAGAAGUCCAGAGCGUCGCAGAAGAAGCCCCCCUACUCCUGACAAACAUAAAAGCCCUACACCAGAAAGGCGUCGUCGUAGCCCGCGUAGAAGAAGCUUUACCCCAGAGAAGCAACACAAAAAAUCCUUCUCUGAAACCAGAAAGCGAGAUCACUCCCCAGAAAUCGCCUCCCAACAGCGCCCAGGCGGAAAAUGGGAAAACAGCCCUGAUGUUGAGAAGAUAGAUCGUAGACGUAGCCAUUUAUCUCCCGAGAACAGAUCCCCAUCCCCGGAGAGGAAGUUAUCAUCUUCGGACAAACGGAAAUCAAGACGCAGUCCCUCUCUAUCGCCAGUGUCUAAAGUUCGCACACAGUCGGCUAGUCCUAGACCACAGAAAGUUGUAAAGAGAUCAAGAUCUUCAUCGGAGAGUCCCGAGCCGACCCCUGUGAAAUCUAAGAAGACCAAGGAGGCUAGCGAUUCAGCAAGGGGUUCUGACUCUGAUGGCGGCAAGGAUGCCAAGAAGAAGGAUAAGAAGAAGCACAAGAAACACAAGAAACAUAAGAAACACAAGAAACACAAGAAGCAGAAGAAGGACCAAGACAAUCAGGAUUCAGAGAGUGAAGGCGAGAAAAUGGAGCGAGAACUCCGCGAGAAAGCUCUUCAAUCUUUGAAACGGACCCAGUCUCACGAGGACUCAUAAGUAGAUCCACGUAAUUACCAAGUACCGAUUAUGCUCGUUGUAUAGCUUGACUGGCAGGGCCCAAUUUCAUUGAGUUGCUAAAGCAGAAAAUACUGUGUAAACAAAUUCUGCUUAUCAAAAAUUAACUGGAUACCUGCCACAGAUUGUACAUUUGAGAUGGUAUUGUACUUGAUAACCUUAUUCUAUUUAGCAUAAUUAUUUUGUGCUUCUGUUUUGUGUUUCGCAGCUCUAUGACUUUGGGCGCUGGUGGCACCUUGUCCAUUUGGAAUAACAAGUUAUUAGAGUACACACUGUUCAGGUCUGGAAUUUCAUCAUCACUGAGAGAGGGCAUGGCCAUUUUAAUUUUGCAAAGGGCUUUUCCAUGACAACAUCUCAAAAGUCUAUGGGGAACUUUUAAAAGGGCACCGACUUGGGCCCCUUCAUUUCAUUAAGCUGUUCAGCAGAAAAUAAUUCUUAGCAAAUUUCUUUACCGAGCAAAACACGAGUUGAGAACCAGUGGCAGCAAUGUAAACUUUAUGAUAUUUUGGUCGGUAACCUGUUUUGACCAAGAAAUAUUUUCCUGCCCUGAGCAAGAUUUUGUGCUUACUGCCCUUAUGAUUUUGGGCCCUGGGCAACAGAGACCCUUGCCUCUGUGAAAUUCCAGGUCUUAAAGGUUUAUCAGUACCCAUCCAUAACUUCUCCUCCUUUUCAGUGUUGUCACCACUGAAGUAUUCCAUAUUAAAGCUUUAAAAACCUCAUUUUGUUUUGACAUUUGUUUUAUACUUUUUUUGUAAUAGUGUGAAUGAUUCUCGCCAUUGAGCCUGGUAUAUACUUCUUGUGAAUCCUUUGUGUGAAGCGAAUUUGACAUCACAACUCUGUUUUCGCUGCGAAUGUAUCACUUGAGUUCAGCAGCUGAACUAUUAGGAAUUGUCUGCUGUGAAUUUGCGACUUCAAAAUUCGCAUCACAUUUGCAGGAAGUAUGAACCGGGCUUUUAAUAAAGUAAAUAUCUUGGUGUAGAAAUUAGGGUGUCAAUUUAAUAGACUUAAUUACAUGAUUGGUCAUUAUCAGAAAGAACAAAUUAUUAGUUUCAAUCUACAAAGCUCACUGAAUCAGUUCAUACAUAGGCCUAUAGAAAUAAAAAAUAUUUUCUUCAAAAGUUUUGAAAAUUAACCGUGGAAUGCCCUCAAAAUCAUCACGGCUUAUUUUGAUUGCUGCAACCAAAACAAUUUUUACCAAAAUAAUGUGAACUGUUAAGGCCACCCUAAUUGGGUUGAUUUUUUGUUGGUUGUAUCGGGAGCUUAUUGAAAAUAGAGGUCGUUAGUGUAAUUGAAUUAAUUGUUCUUUGAAUAACAUGAUCCACCAAACGUGUCAAGUUGCUUUCUCUUCUUGUUUUGCUAUAAAGUAACAAGCAUUGGGAUAGUCACAAUCUUUAAGGGUUUUAAUUGUUAAUUGUGGUUUUUUUCGCUCGCUAGUAACAAAAAAAAACAGUAGAAGCUAUUAAACAACAUGGUAACUACACAGAAUUGCUUUUUUUAACUGCAGGAUACAGUUUUGGUAAUUGUCAACGACCAGAUCCCAACAUAUGCAUAAAAUAACAAACGCCAUAAAGGAAACGAUUUUGUCAAGCACUUUUGCAUAGCAAAAUAUGUCGACUGAACAUUUGUUGUGCACACUAACUGGUAAUGAUGAGUAGCAUAUUAUUAUGUGCUAGUAGCAACUGAAACAUUUUGUGCAGCAAUUUUGUCUCAAUUGAUCAUUGAAUUUGCAAUGAAAUAAUGAAAGAAAAUUCCCCUUGUUGCAUAGAAUUGUGUAUUAGAUGGGCUAAAGCCUGAAGCCUUUCUCAUUUCAAAUUUUGUUGGGGUAAAGGUAUUUCCUUUCUUUUAAAUUUCAUAACUUCAAUGAUGUGGUUUCUUAGAAUGUUGUAAACACAUCAACAUCUCUCCGGUACUCUCUCCUACUAAGUAAAUGUUUAGUCGUUAAUUUUUAGAGCAAUUACCAAAAUGACACCCUGCAUUUAAAGGGUUAUUUUCCAGUUUUGCACAAGUUGAACUGUGGGUGCGAACCUCAUUGGUCGCAAAUGUAAAUAGUGAGAGGCGAGACAAAACUCUUCCAUUUUAUAGUAUGUUGUAUGAUUGAUUUAAUUACAAUAAUAUUGGGCCACCCUAAUUUCACCAGCAAAAGCUUCUAAAACAUGAUGUUUGGGUUGUUGCUAAAAUGUAAUGUGAAAAAGGAACUAAA